This is a messenger RNA of Colossoma macropomum (tambaqui), 1396 nucleotides long. RefSeq names its product tetratricopeptide repeat domain 1 (gene ttc1). The record is from RefSeq and is a predicted model, not a curated record. NCBI's taxonomy places the organism in Eukaryota, Metazoa, Chordata, Actinopteri, Characiformes, Serrasalmidae. The coding region runs from base 94 to 1149 and encodes 351 amino acids. The transcript has 8 exons. Gene Ontology annotation, molecular function: protein binding.
UCAGGGCUCGAUAGAACGCAGGAAGAAGCUUUAUACGGCGUUUCUAGAAGGUGGGAAACAAGCAGACUGGGAGAAGUGCCAGUGGGACUACUGAUGGAGGGGGAGUCUGAGGCACUCCUGAGGGCCAUGACUGACUCUUUGAAGGUGUCUGACUCAGGAAGUCGUCCAGACGGCCAGAACACUACAGAGCAGGAGGACCGUUUCUAUGACUGUGAGGAAGCAUUUCAUGCAGAGAGCAAUUCGCUUGCAGGACAGACAACCAUAAACCACACAGAAACAACUCAAGAUGUGAUGCCUGAUCAGGGGGCAGAUGAGGGACAGCAUCUAAACUUACAGACAGAUGCUCCUAGAGGUCCUGUUGUCACUGACACCUCAGACACACUGAGACCUCAGAAACAGGUUUCUGAACUGGAGAGAGAUGCUGUGCUGGAAGAUGGAGUGCAUGAUGACCAAGAGAAAUGGGAGAAGAUCGUAGAGGAGGAGGAUAAGAGGGCAGACUCUGAUUCAGAAUUCAAAGAGGAGACUGUAGAGAAACGUGAAUUUGAUGAGGACUACCUGCGAGAAGUGGAAAAAGACCUGACAGAGGAAGAGAAAGAGAGCAGAAGAGCAGACAGUAUGACACUGAAGGAGAAGGGCAAUGCUCAGUUCAAGAGUGGAGAUCAUGUAGAGGCUGAGGAAUCUUACACUGCUGCACUGAAGAUCUGUCCCGUUUGUUACAGCAAGGAGAGGUCCAUUCUCUUCUCCAAUCGAGCAGCAGCACGUCUACACCUGGAUAAGAAAGAAGAAGCCAUCAGUGACUGCUGUAGAGCCAUAGAGCUAAACCCAAACUAUGUGCGUGCUAUUCUACGGAGAGCAGAGCUGUAUGAGAAGACAGACAAGCUUGAUGAAGCUCUGGAAGACUACAAGACCAUUCUGGAGAAAGACCCCAGCAUCCCAGCAGCAAGGGAAGCGUGCAUGAGACUACCACGGCAGAUUGAGGAGCGAAAUGAGAAAAUGAAAGAAGAGAUGCUUGGUAAACUUAAGGACUUGGGCAACAUGUUUUUGCGUCCGUUCGGUCUCUCCACAGCCAACUUCCAGGUCAACCAGGAUCAGAACACAGGAUCCUACUCAAUUAACUUUGUUCAGAAUCCAAAUAACAACAACAGAUAGCGGCAUUGAAAUCCAUUUACCAGACAGGCCAUGAAACAGCUAAAAGACUAACAGGCUAGAAUGUGAAGUGUUUCAUCCUCCCAUUUAUUAUCAGUGCACUGCAGCUCUGUGGGAUAAGAUUUACAUUGUUGCCUGAGUUUUCAUACUCAUUUGUAAGGUGAAUAGUGGGCUGGAAGUUUACUGCUUAGCUUGGACUCCUUCAUCAAGCUGUUUUCAUUGAUUUUGACACAUUAAAUUAUGAAAAAGA